AUGUACUUCGUCAGUGGCCCCUAUUUCUUCAUCUUUCCGUGCCUCUGUCUGCCUGAAUAUCUUGGCAUUUUCAUCAGAAAUGAUCCUAGUAACCAACCACCAUCGGGGUUAGUCCACUUAGUGAAUGAUCAUGUUAUCACGUUUAGGAAUGAAAUGGACGAAGCCCGCGCAGAGAGAGCACUUCUAAAAUAUUAG
Molecule: messenger RNA, 195 nt
Organism: Sclerotinia sclerotiorum 1980 UF-70
Lineage: Eukaryota; Fungi; Ascomycota; Leotiomycetes; Helotiales; Sclerotiniaceae
Exons: 2
Coding region: 1-195 (64 amino acids)
Source: RefSeq, a predicted model, not a curated record